Phoenix dactylifera (date palm) is the source of this 1306-nucleotide messenger RNA. Its product is annotated as nicotianamine synthase 3. Gene Ontology annotation, molecular function: nicotianamine synthase activity. The record is from RefSeq and is a predicted model, not a curated record. Lineage: Eukaryota; Viridiplantae; Streptophyta; Magnoliopsida; Arecales; Arecaceae. Gene Ontology annotation, biological process: nicotianamine biosynthetic process.
GGGCGCGUGGCCUCGAGAACUUUUCUCUUGCACAGCCUCCUCUUCUCACUCCGUGCGCACGCCAUGGGAGUCCAAGAGGAGAAGCUGGUCGAGAAAAUCUCAGAGAUCUAUGACCGCAUCUCAAAACUCCCAAGCCUCAGCCCAUCCAAGGAAGCGAACACCCUCUUCACCGAGCUAGUUCUCGCAUGCAUCCCUCCGAGCCCCAUAGACGUCUCCAAGCUUGGGAAAGAAGUCCAGGAGAUGAGAUCCAGGCUCAUCCAACUCUGUGGCCAGGCCGAAGGCCUCUUGGAAAGCCACUACUCCGACAUCCUAGCGGACACCUACGACAACCCAAUCGAUCAUCUGAACCUCUUCCCGUACUACUCCAACUAUCUACAGCUGAGCCUGCUGGAGUACACGCUGUUAGCUCGGCACGCCACGAGCCCCCCGACAAGCCGGGUGGCCUUCGUCGGCUCUGGGCCUUUGCCCUUGAGCUCGCUGGUGCUGGCCGCGCGGCACAUGAGGGUCGCCCGGUUCGACAACUACGACGUGGACCCGAGCGCGACCGCGCGGGCGCGGCGCCUGGUGCGCGCCGACCCGGACCUGGGGGCGCGCGUGGCCUUCCGCACCGCCGACCUCUUCGGCCUCACCCGCGAGCUCGCCGGCCACGACGUGGUCUUCCUGGCCGCGCUCGUCGGCGUCGAGCGCGAGGAGAAACUCCAGGCCGUCGAACACCUCGCGCGGCACAUGGCGCACGGCGCCCACCUCGUCCUCCGGAGCGCCCACGGGGCCCGGGCCUUCCUCUACCCCGUGGUGGAGCCGGGAGAUCUCAAAGGGUUCGAGGUGCUGUCGGUCUACCACCCCAGUGAUGAGGUGAUAAACUCGGUGAUCAUAGCGAGGAAGCCGAAGCAUGGUGGGGUCGGGACCGGGGCCGUGAUGAGGACUUGCAAGUGCUGUGAGAUGAUGCAAGGGAUCAAUCACUUGGGGCAUGGGGCGCCCAUGAUUGAAGAGAUGGCGCUGGAGGAGCUGCCUUCGUGAGAAUGGAAGAUUAGUUUUUCCUUGCCUUGUUGAAUUCUUGGAUGGCUAGCUUGAUGUUAUGAUUAAUUAUUAUGUCUUUCUUCUAACUGUACGUUGUCUUUAAUUUUGUGCUCAUGAUGAUGUGUGGGUUACCAUGGUUUGUGUUUUGGCUUUCAAAUGUUUACUAGCAAGUGCAGUAAGUGCAAGUGGCAUUGUUGUUCUUCGGUUGGAAGGACAAACAUUAUGUUAAUUGUUCUGAUCGGGAAUUUUAUCUAUAUCAAUAAGUCUUAUCUACAUGGCAUUUGGACUA